UUAUUUCUAAGUUUUUUGCGUUAGGUAAUUUAAACUUUGACUUCUUUCUGUUUCUAAAAGUUACUACAAAAAAAUUAAAAAAGUAUUGGUGGAAGGGAGUUACAAUAUUUGAGGAAACUACAACCUAGUAUUCGUCAGUUUCAUGGAUACUGCCGAUGUGUCGAUGCCGAAGAUAGAAAUUGUAUUUGUUGUGUUAUCAGUGACGGAAAUCGUGAAGGCUUUUUUGAUUAUUUAAAAGAUCGCUUUUAUAGAAAGAGAAAUGAGUAUUAAUCCGAUGAAAUGGAAAACUAAAAACAUUAUAUAUACAAUAAUAAUAAUUUCUAUGUUUUAUUAUCUUUUUAUUCAUAAGGAAACUAAGCAAACGAAGAACGUAGGUAUUAUCAAUAAUACCCAUCCAAUUUAUGUAUGGGAAUUUGUAGCAGAUUUUAGCAAUAUGAAAUUAUUAAAUCCACUUAUAGAUGAUUUCAACAUCACCGCUGAGAGUGGAAAUUACGAUCACUGGCAAUAUUCCGUUGAAUAUAAUGAACAUUUACGUUAUAUAUCAUUCAUAGAAAACUUUGGUGUUGGACAUUAUUCGAUAAAAAAAGAAAACGAUGAUUAUUUAAUAAGUUCGAAUCAUAAUACUUGUUUCUUUGGUUUCAUAUGUGUGAGAACAACAUCUGAAUUUAGAUUCGAAAAAUACGAGGAAAAAAACACGAGGUGCACCGAAACCGUAGAAUAUCAUUGUCCGAUUACUGUUAUGCCUUUGUGCGACGAAGAAGUUAAGGCACAACGGAGCGAUAUAAUGGAUCGAUUAAAGGCGGCGUUUUCAUCAAUAGAAACAUAAUACUUUCGAUUCCUCGAAUUUUUACAGCCUAAUGAAAUAUUUAAAAAAUACGCGUUCAAGAGAUUUUUUAUAUAUAUAUAUAUAUAUAUAUAUAUAUUGUUAGGAUAAUAACGAUAAAAAAAAAAGAAAAUUGAAAAGAUGACAAUUUAUCAUUUUCCUCAAAAAAAACAAAAAAAUAUUCACUGAGAGAAUGAUGUAUUAAAACUAGGAAAUUCUAGUAAAAGAUUAGUAUAGCCAACGUAAGGGCAUUAAACUUCUUAAUGCAAUAAGUGAUAAAGGAGAGAGAUCAACAAUCAAGUUUUUGUAUUUAUAUUCCUACUUGUUGAAAUAUAUCGUUUACAGUAUUUUA
This is a messenger RNA of Vespa crabro (European hornet), 1175 nucleotides long. RefSeq lists its product as uncharacterized. NCBI's taxonomy places the organism in Eukaryota, Metazoa, Arthropoda, Insecta, Hymenoptera, Vespidae. The record is from RefSeq and is a predicted model, not a curated record. The transcript has 5 exons. Bases 260 to 826 code for a protein of 188 amino acids.